UUGCCGUGAACGUUUCUUCCUCGUCAUUUUCGCGCUUGGAAGAGUUUUUAUCUCGGGAAAAGUUUUUUUUUCUUUCUGUCUCUUCGACCAACUUUUAAUUCGUGAUAAAGUGUUUGUUUUAUCGUCGUCAACCGGACUAAUCGGCAUUUUCUCAGGUGCAAUUGCUGGGUUGAUUGCAAAGCCAGUCGUUCAAGUGGAAUAAAAUGGGGACUGGCGGCGAAAUGUGAUGAAAAAAAUAGUGAUACAUUAUCUUUUCAUCAGGUAAAGUAAUUAGGGGAGAAAGAAGGUUCAAUGUGGCACUUUCUGUAUAAUCCCGCACACAAAUUUAGCGACUGUAGUGAGUGAAAAUUUUACGGUAUAUUCAUUGCGUGUGUGCCCCAGAUUAACCGCAUCGGAUCUGGAGGGCUUCUAGAUAAUCUUUCGACCAAGUUCCUGUGGGUAAAUCGGAACAGAUUUUUGUUUGGCUGGUGAAUCGGGAGAAGAAAAAAUAAUAAUCAAAAUGGCGCGUCCCAGUUUGUCGUAUUUUCCGACGAUAGCAAUAAUGCUUGUGCUUUUCGGAUUGGUGCUGGAGGGAACAAUCGGCCAGUCGGUGAGGCACGGAUUUCCCCCGGACACGUUGCAUGUCAACUAUGAUGAAGAGUUAAGUCAAGUUCGACGGCCGGUUGUCAUUAACCGAUACGAAGAAGAACAUCGACAGAAGAGAAGCCCCGGUUCAUCAUCUGCUGGAACGCCUGGAACUGGUUCAAUGGCCUCGGAUGCACUGAGCAUGGCCAAGGAUGGGAAAAACUCCAUUUCACCAGAUGUGAUCGAAAAGAAGGUGAACCGGUUGAAUGAUUCCCACGCUCAGCUGAUUGUCCAUUGGCUCGGCGAUGGCACGAGUGUUAUGAUAUGCUUGGCGCGUGACUCACCAUCGGACAACGACGCCAAGACGCCACCCCCGCAACCGUCGCGAAUCUUCAUCUCCAAAGACUAUGGGGACACGUUUUUGGACCAGACCGAAAUGUUCGAACUCAACGUUACCGGAUCGGUGGUCAACUCGACGGUUGAGCAGUUCUUCACCCAUCCGAAGUUCAACACGAUUGUUUUCGCCGAUUCGGGCAACAAAGCCAUAUUCACCUCGGACGAUUACGGUAACUCCGUAACGGUUCGAAUGCUGAAUUUUACACCAUCGGAUGUAACGUUUUAUGAAGCCGAUACUAAAAUGUUUUUGAUACUUGACAAGAAGGACCCGGAGAGAAAGUUGUAUUGUACCACUGAUUUUGGUGCUUCCUUCACACUUUUGCAAAGCUACGUUAAAUCGUACAGUUGGUCUUCGGUCGAAGGUGCACCGAUUCAUUUGUAUGUGGAACGAAAGGAACCUACCAACACUUCAUCGGUGAUAUUUUACAAUGCGGCCAACCUUCGCAGUGGGAAAAAUCAGUUCAAUGUGCUGAUUGAAAAGGUGGAAGAUUUUCACAACAAAAAAGACUUUAUGUUCGCCUCGCAGCGAUUGCCAAACAGUACGCAGCUGUUGAUUUCGUACAAACGGGGCAAGUUCGUGAAGGCCGAUUUCCAGACGGAACUCGACAUGAAGGGAUAUCACGUGGCCGAUGUAGAUGGUCGGCGAAUUCUCAUCUCUGUGGUACAUACCGAGCGCAUUUCUCACCUCUAUGUGUCGGAAGCCAAUGCCGAUAUGACUGACAUCAAAUUCGUACCGAGUUUGGAUAACAUCUUCACAUACGUUCCGGAUCUCAAUUGGCGAUCCAGUUGGUUGGUGCAAUCCUCAGACGGCGCUUUUACUGAUUUGUACAAAGUUGAAGGACUACGGGGUAUUUACAUUGCAUCCAAGAUAAAUCGCAUUCCACUGGGCGAAACCAUUUCGCCAGAUUCCUUGGUGUCGUUGAUUACCUUCGAUCACGGCGCCACAUGGCGGCCCAUAACUGCUCCAACGGCUGAUGAUGACGGCAUUCCAAUUCAGAAUUGCAACACCAACAAAGACUGUAGCUUGCAUUUGUCGCAGAAAUUCAGCUCGCUGUAUCCGGUUACAAGAUCCGUGAGCAUAAUGAGCUCAAAAUCGGCCCCGGGUGUGAUUAUGGCAUCCGGUGUGGUAGGAAAAUCCCUGAAAGGCCAUCCCGGAGUGUACAUCUCCCGCGAUGCUGGCCUGACCUGGAAACAGAUUUUAAAGGACUAUCACUUCUUCAAUAUGGGUGAUCACGGUGGCAUUUUGGUGGCGGUGAAAUAUUUUAAAUCAAAAGGAGAAACCAACGAAAUCCUGUACUCGACCGAUGAGGGAGAAAAGUGGUUGUCAGCUCCGUUCCACUCGAAUAAUUUGAAAGUCUAUGGAUUGAUGACCGAACCGGACACAAAUACGACCAUAUUCACUUUGUUUGGUUCGGAACAGGACGAACACCAGUGGUUGAUAAUUAAGGUUGAUUUGAAGAAGGCUUUCACAUCAAAUUGUACCGACGAUGACUACAAGUUUUGGGCACCAGGAACUAACACAAGUGACUCCUUCAUGCCGUGUAUUUUGGGUUUGCAGGACACAUACCAGAGGAGAAAACCACAUGCAAAUUGUUACAAUGGACAGGAUUAUGAACGACCGAUACGGCAGCAAGUUUGUCAAUGCACUCGUUGGGAUUUCGAGUGUGAUUUUGGUUUUAGCCGCAAUACGAACAAAAAUUCACCAUGCGUGCGGAAUAAAACGCUUCCUAACUACGAUCCAUAUGUACCACCGAGCUCUUGUAAGCCUGGUGAAUUUUAUAAUCGAACCAAGGGAUACCGUAAAAUUGAAGGAGACGUUUGCAUCGACGGAUACUCCUCACAGUAUCUACCUCAACAGAUUCCUUGUCCGAUGGAUGAACCACGUGAAUUUUUGGUAAUAGCACAGCGUGAUAAAAUCUCAAGAAUUGAUUUGGGUAAUAAAACGAAACAGGUGUUCCCAGUUACGGGAUUGAAAAAUGUUAUAGCGAUUGAGUUUGAUAUAAAACAUAACUGCGUGUUUUGGGCAGACAUUAUGACGGAUGUUAUUGGACGGCAAUGUUUAAACGGUAAUCAACCAGCAGAAAUGUUAGUGGACAGCGGUUUGUCUUCGGUUGAAGGAAUGUCAUACGAUUGGGUUUCGGAAAUGCUUUACUUCGUAGAUGGUAUGCGAUUGAAGAUUGAAGCGGUUCGUACGAAUGGCGGAGCGUUGGGUGCGAUGCGAAGAACUAUCAUCGAUACACCGAACUUGAACAAACCUCGCGGAAUUGUAGUGCAUCCACUGCAGGGGUAUCUGUUCUGGACGGAUUGGAACUCAGUGAGACCAUCAGUUUCAAGGGCAAAUCUAGAUGGAACGGAUAUCAAGAUUUUGUUUACUAAACCUGAUGUUGUUUGGCCGAAUGGAGUGGCGAUUGAUUACAUUGCUGAAAGAUUAUAUUGGGUAGACGCUAGCAAAGAUUAUAUAGCAAGCAGUGAUUUGAAUGGUAAAAAUUUCGUCAAAGUACUUCAGCAAGACUCUCGUGUAGCACAUCCUUUCGCUGUGGCAGUAUUGAAAGAUCUCAUGUUCUGGGAUGACUGGAAGAUGAACUCUGUUUACUCGGCUGACAAAGAUCACGGUAUUAUGAUCAAUUUGAUAGCGAAUGAAAUGAUGAACUCGAUGGAUCUUAAAAUCUUUGGUCAUUCAGUUCAGGAGGGAACGAAUGGUUGCGGUAACGGAAACAAAUGUUCACAUAUUUGUGUUGGAGCUCCGAAGGGUGGCCACACAUGUCUUUGUCCCGAUGGAAUGGAAAAAGAUACUCAAGGACAGUGUCUUUGUCCGGGAGGUGCAAAACCAUUCGCCAACAAUACAUGUGCACGUUCAGGAAGUACAUGCGGUGCUAAAUUCUUUGACUGUAAGAACAACAUUUGCGUCCCACUGAUAUACAAAUGUGAUGGGGAUGAUGACUGCGGAGAUAAAUCCGACGAAGACGGAUGCCCAGUUGACAAACCACCAUGCCCUCCGUAUAUGUUCACCUGCAAAUCGGACAAGCAAUGUGUUCCUAAAUAUUUUGUUUGUGAUUACGAUAGAGACUGUUUGGACGGUUCUGAUGAGCAAAACUGUAAAUCCGCUUCUUGCAAACCGGAUGAGUAUACUUGUGGUAAUGGUCGCUGUAUCAAUAAGAGCUGGCUUUGCGACGGAGAAGAUGACUGUAGGGAUGGAACAGAUGAGGCAACUUGUAAUAAAGACAAUGUGGGACCGGUUGAAUGUAAACCAGACGAGUUCCGUUGUAAUGGAACAAAUACUUGCAUUCCCAAACAGUGGCGUUGUGAUACGGAACAAGAUUGUAACGACGGGUCUGAUGAAUUAAACUGUACGCAGAAAGAAUGUGAAUCUUGGAUGUUCCGCUGUGAACUAGACCAAAGAUGUAUCUACAAAACUUGGAAGUGUGACGGAGAAAAGGAUUGCAAAGACGGCAGUGACGAAAAGGAUUGCGGUAGCUCGACGGAAGUACCAAAGAAACCAGGAAUAAACUUUUUACCGGGAGAUUCUUGCCAUGAUUGGAUGUUCAAAUGUGCGAACGAUAAAUGUGUGCCAUAUUGGUGGAAAUGUGAUGGUGUUAAUGAUUGCAAGGAUAUGUCAGAUGAAGCGGGCUGUAAUACUACAAUUUCAAUAACUUCAACAACUACGAAAGCACCCCCGCGAAAGAAGGAAAGGAACUGUGGCCUUCAUGAGUUCCGUUGUGAUACAGGCCUGUGCAUUUCGAAACGUUUCGUUUGUGAUGGUUAUGAAGAUUGUACCAAAGGCGAGGAUGAAGAUAAUUGUCCGUCUCAGAAAACUUGUAGCAAUAAACAUUUCAAGUGUCGCAGCGAUGGGAUGUGUCUACCGCUUGAAAAGUACUGCAACAAUGUUGUAGAUUGCGUCGACGGCAGUGAUGAAGAUUGCAAAUUCAAGCCCAACACAUCAACUGUAACGAGCAAUAACUGUACAAACAAUCCAGGAGUGUUUGCUUGUGAUAACACCUGUUUUGCAUUGAUGGCACUGUGUGACGGAAAAUCAGACUGUUACGACGGUACCGAUGAGGAAAAUUGCAACGGCAUGAAGACUAAACAUUACCAAGUCACUCAAAUUGGCGUGGACGAACGUUCGCGAAACUCAACCAGUUUUCUCAUAUUUUGGUGGAUUCCGCUGCCACGAAAUGUGAGUCUGGAAUUCCUGCCUUCGAUUUUCUAUAACGGUGAAUGGAAGAACGUAACGAACUGGAUCGACAACAUGGACUAUAGAUUCACAAAUCUUAAGCCCUACACGAACUAUAAUGUAACAACGUACGUUAGAGUGAAAGAUCAAACGAAAAUUACCCCGCCAUACUUUUACUUUGAAAUUGCAACCAGCGAAGGAGUACCGACAGUUCCUCGCAAUGUGACGGUUGCACAAAUAAACGGCUCAAGAAUUCAGGUGAGCUGGGAAAGGCCUGAAGAAGUAAAUGGACAGCUUCAGGGAUACACCAUCAAUUAUAGGUCACAAUCUAAAAACGUUGGCCCAGCUCAGAAUGUUAAAGUGGGUUCAUCGGAAACCAGUCAUAUUUUCGAUAACGAUUUCCGCCCUCACACUGUUUACGAAUUCUGGGUUAAAGCCAGAAAUGGAAAGCAUGAAUCUGUUUCGUCCAACAUGGUACAGCUUAAAUUCGAUGGUAGUUCGAACAUCGACAAGAUUAGUAAAAUUGAUGUGGUAAACAUUACUAAAAAAUCUGUUACCCUGGAAUGGAAACCAGUCAGUAAUGCUGAUGGUUAUAUGAUUGAACCUAUCUUACCACAGUCAUAUCCACAAUUGAAUAAAAUUUGGGUAAAAACCUCAACGUAUACUCUGGACAAUAUGGUCCCCGGAACACAAUACGUUAUCAAGGUGGCAGCCUAUGCCAAAAAUUUUGUCGGAAUGCACGAAACGACCAUAGUUACAAUUAUGGGAGAUCCUCUUCCAGCCAUCAACGUCAGAAUGAAGGAACAAACGCAAGAAUACACACUUCUCGAAUGGGAUGAACCGAAAGAAAAUUAUGGUAAACUCACCUAUGGAAUAUAUUAUGGCACCAAUAUGGAUCAAUUAUUUGAAGCAUCCAAAGUAAAUACUUCUGCCACUAGUUACAAACUUACUAAACUACGGCCUUGUGAGUCGUAUCUCAUAAGCGUUGGCAUCGUAGGACCAAUCGGUCCCGGUCCGCUCGGUAGAAAUCCCCUAAAGCUAGACACUCCUUACAACAACACAUUGCCACCAAAAGAGUUGAACGUUGAUAUUAAUGAUACUAGUCACGAGAUGAUUAUCCAGUGGAAGCAUAGCUGUUCGCUGGAAUCGUCCUCCUAUCCUACAUAUAUUAUCUCUGUCCGCGAGUUGACAAAAAAUAAAACAUCGUUGGUGAACGUUAAAUCGUCGCCCAACAAUAAAACGAUGAUGCAUGUGUUCCGCAGCAUACCGUUGGGCGCGGCAUACGAAAUUGGUGUCUCGACCAAUGUACAACACGCUCAGGUGGUCACUACAGUGGCCUAUUCGGCACCGCUUCCCGCACCAUCUCGUUUGCAAGUAUGGCCCGAAUCCAACGGCACUUAUGUCGUUUACUGGAAACCGGUCAACGAUUUCAAAGAUAUUGCCUACACCUAUCAGGCCGUAGUGUAUGAAGGGCGAGGCGUAAACACAACCAUUCCACCGGUGCUGAUGCUUGAAGCCAAAGAACCUCCAAUUUUAAUCAAUCCAAAUCAGCUGGCAAGGCUCCCACUGGAUACGUUGUUUACUAUUGGAGUCCGACUCAAAACGGUUGACGGCUUUUUGUCGGAUAUCGUAGAAACAGAAUCCUUUGCUAAGCAUAACUUUGGUAGCUUGGUGCAGGAAUCAUCUUUCUCGUCGGCCUGGCUGUGGAUUGUCCCAACCGUAGUAGCCAUGUUGCUAGCACUCACCGUUGUUUAUGUAGUCCAGAGGCACCGGCGACUGCAGACGUCGUUCAGUCGCUUUGCCAACUCUCACUACGAUACCCGAACGGGGGCUACCCGGAUUGGCGAUAGCUUGGAUGAUGACGAUCACGAACAUCAGGAGGUGCCACGGAGCUUUUCGGAUGACGAACCGCUCGUGAUUGCGUAAGAAUUGGGUGCGAAUAUUUUUGACUGCGGUGACGAGGUAAGGUAUGUUACUGGUAUUCCUGGUUUUCUUGUUCUUGGAAGAAAAUUUUACAAAUGAUAAACGCUUGUGUAACACUAUUCUGCUCAUUUAGUUGAAGAGUUAAACGGUUGCAGUAAGAGUGAAUUUGCUUUAAUUAAGAUUUAUGUAGGAAUAAAGAUUACACUUGAACUGUGGCUGUUGGCUUCGGCCGGUUCGUUUUGUCUGUGAAAUAAAAUGAUUAAAACUUUUAUACAUAUAGUUAUAAUGCAAGUGUAGUCCUGCAUAACACAGAAAAAAGACUAGCAAUUGUGUAUUUAUGUUGAUUUUAUUUUAAUAGGUUUAUUUAAUCGCGUUUUAUUGUAAAUUUAUAGGAAUUGUUUUUUGUCAACUAGGAAGAUUUCCGUGUAACAUACAGUUGCGUUCAAAAAAUAAUGAAUUCGUGCAAGCAGCGCACAAAUUUCUCACUUUGACAAACAACCAUGCCUAGCUGAUAUUUUUUCAUGAAACUUCCACACAAGCUAGUUUCAUUGAGUUUUGAACAUUUUGCGUGUACUAGGAAGAGAGAUACAGCUAUUUUAGUGAAUGUAAAGAAUAUUGAGAUUGUUUCAUAAAAAAAAACUAAAGCGGUUUGAUUAUGAGAUCGGUUUUGGGGUAACAGACGAUUUCAUUCCUAUGGCCGAAUACAGAUUCCAUACAUCCAUAGAUACAAUCUUUGAGAAAAAUUACUCAAGCCGAAGUAUCAAUAUCGAACAUUGUAAAAUUUAUGUUUGCAUGAAUUUAAAGCAUUUUAAAAAUGAAAAAAAAAACAAACUGCGAGGAAGAUAACGCAAAAACAUUGAUUCCAUACGAACAUCCACCCUUGAAAAAUGAAAGCGCCUUUUACACAGAAAACAACCUCACCAAUUCAAAUCGCUUUAAUUUAAAAUUUAAAUUAACGUUGUACGAUUUUGAUUUAAUUUGACCAAAUACUAAAAAGUACUUUUUUACAUAAUAAUCUCACUAUAUUAAAAAUGUGAAAUGUGACAAUCUCAAUUUUCUCUUUUUUUUUUACUAAAAUAGCUGCAUGCAGAAUAUUCAAAAUUCAAUGAAUGAUGAAUUUAUAAGUGUAAAGUAAUUAGCUUGUAUGAAAGUCUCAUGAAAAAUUAUCAACUGUGAGAGAAAUGGCAGUCUGUCAAAAUUCAAAGUUUGUGCUCUGCUCUGUGCGAUUUCAUUCUUUUUUUUUAACACAACUGUACAAGCGCAUACGCUCUAAAUGUAAACUGUUAGCCGUAGACACCGGUCAGGUCCUUGGUUUUUGUAAACACGAGAUUGAGUUAUUACGAAUGAAUGAGAUAUUCUGUCUACGGAACAGCGCAGACUUCAUACAAGAGAUAUUAAUUGAAACACGAGAUACGGUAACAAGAGGCUCCAAGAAAAAAAGAAUAGAACGGUACACAAAUUAAUACUUCUAUCUAACAAAGACUAAAAUUAUCGUUUCUCUCAAGAAAAAUGGUUUAAAAACUGAUCCUAAUACAGACCAAAUUUAAGCAUAAAAAAAUUUCUCGAGCAAAGAAAAGAAUAUCGAAUGUUUGGUGCUACGUGUAAAGACUUUUAUCAGGUAGCAAUUCAUUUUUUUUUGCUUUCCAUUUCGGUCGGAAAUCGAUUCCAUACGAGGGUUUCGAGAAAUGUGCUAAAUGCGAAACGUUUUUUUUAGGAAAGAGGUUAAAACUAACAUAUGGUCAAGACAAAGAUUAAUUGUAAUAGGUAAUAUUAUGAUAACUGAUAAGCGAGUACAGCCAGAAUCGUUGAAAAGCAUGUAAUAACUGCAAAAAAGGGUAUCCCCAUAGUAUUUGGACGUAUUUUUCUCUUGUGUAUAAUUAUUGAGUGUGACGAAUUUCGACUGUGUUUGGUAAAUGAUAAGAAUGUCACCGGAACAAAAUUGUACGGUCCCGCCAAAUUUGAAUCGAGGGACAAAGCGCUACUGUCAAAGGUGGCUCUAUUUGUGGUUCCGAGAAGUAAUAAUAACAAUAUUGAUAAUGAACAAGAAACAUAAAUCUUCCUCCUAAACACGAGAAGUGGUAAUUUUUAUGUUUCCUACAUAUACUUUUGUAUUAGCAUAUCGUUCCCAGAAAGUGAAACUAAAUCAUAAGUAGAAAAGUAUCCCCAAAUAAUUCAUUGAACAUGAAUAAUAAUACAAUUUACUCUGAUAAAGAAUUGAGACAAAGAGUGAUGUAAAAAUUACAUAGAAUUGCAACAUGA
Uranotaenia lowii is the source of this 9313-nucleotide messenger RNA. RefSeq names its product sortilin-related receptor-like. The record is from RefSeq and is a predicted model, not a curated record. Gene Ontology annotation, biological process: post-Golgi vesicle-mediated transport. Gene Ontology annotation, cellular component: membrane; Golgi apparatus. The coding region runs from base 500 to 7057 and encodes 2185 amino acids. The transcript has 14 exons. Gene Ontology annotation, molecular function: protein binding. NCBI's taxonomy places the organism in Eukaryota, Metazoa, Arthropoda, Insecta, Diptera, Culicidae.